This is a messenger RNA of Salvia hispanica, 2826 nucleotides long. RefSeq names its product s uncoupled 1 (gene GUN1). The record is from RefSeq and is a predicted model, not a curated record. Lineage: Eukaryota; Viridiplantae; Streptophyta; Magnoliopsida; Lamiales; Lamiaceae. Gene Ontology annotation, molecular function: protein binding.
CGCUUCACAGUUUGCAUUAAAAAAUGGAAAAAAAGGUUUAAUCUUUUUUGGCGACUCUCUCUCUUUCUACUGAAUAGAGUAAAAAACAAGGGGCAGAGAAAGGCCAAAAAACCCAAUCCAUUUAUCUUGAAUGGCCUCCUCAACUCCGCCAGGUCACUGUACACUCACCGCCGCCAAACCCUACCAGAACCACCACCUUCACCACCCUCACAACCACCACCCCACCUCCUCCCACCACCACCAGAGCUGGCGCCCCCCUCAGGUCUCUCUAAACAACCACGCCGCCGCCGCCGUCGCCAGGCCCGCCCUCCCACGCCUCUCCGACUUCUCCGGCCGCCGCUCCACCAGAUGCGUCUCAAAAAUGCAUUUCGGCCGCCCUAGGUCAGGUUCAACCUCCUCCCGCCACUCCGCCGCCGCGGAGGAGGCCCUUCAGCUCGCCCUCAGCUGUGGCGGCGGCGAGGUGAGUAACAUCGAUGAUAUCCUAGUUGAAUUUCAGCCCAAGCUGCGCGCAUCUGAUGAUUACACAUUCUUGUUGAGGGAAUUGGGGAAUAGAGGGGAUUGGGUCAACGCGAUGAGAUGCUUUGAAUUCGCAAUCAAUCUUGAAAAGAGAAGGAAUGAAAAGGGGAAACUAGCUAGCUCUAUGAUUAGUACUCUUGGUAGAUUGGGGAAAGCUGAUUUAGCUAAAAAUGUGUUUGAUGUUGCCGUCAGUGAGGGCUAUGGCAACACCGUUUACGCCUAUUCCGCUCUCAUUAGCGCCUACGCGAAGAGCGGGUGCUGUGAUGAGGCGAUCGGGGUGUUUAGGAGUAUGAAAGACUCGGGCUUGAAGCCGAAUUUAGUGACUUAUAAUGCCUUGAUAGAUGCUUGUGGCAAAGGGGGGGCUGAUUACAAGAGGGCUUCGGAGAUAUUCAAUGAUAUGCUGGAAAACGGGGUUUUGCCCGAUAGGAUCACCUACAAUUCGCUUCUUGCAGUUUGUAGUGGUGCGGGGCUGUGGGAGGUUGCGAGGAGCUUGUUUGAUGAGAUGGUGCAUAGACGGAUUGAUCAAGAUAUAUACACGUAUAACACGUUAUUGGAUGCAGCGUGCAGUGGGGGGCACAUUGAUGUGGCUUUUGAGAUAAUGGCGACGAUGGCUGCCAAGAGUGUGUUCCCUAAUGAGGUGACGUAUAGCACUAUGAUCCGUGGAUGUGCCAAGGCAGGGAAGAUGGACCGAGCACUGAAUCUGUUCAAUGAGAUGAAGCUUGCUGGUAUCAAGCUGGACCGGGUGUCCUACAACACCUUGCUGUCUAUUUAUGCGAGUCUUGGGAGAUUCGACGAGGCUUUUGCUGUUGGGAAGGAGAUGGAGAGCAUCGGGAUUAAGAAGGAUGUUGUCACGUACAAUUCCCUGUUGGAUGGAUUCGGGAAGCAGGGGAUGUAUGAUAAGGUCAAAGAGCUGUUUGUGGAGAUGAAACGAGGGAAUCUGUGUCCUAACUUGCUAACUUAUUCGGCUUUGAUAAGUGGUUUUUGUAAAGGAGGUUUGUACAAAGACGCAACGGAAGCUUACACAGAAUUCAAACGACAGGGCCUUAAGGCGGAUGUUGUUUUCUACAGCAAUCUGAUUGAUGCAUUGUGCAAGAAGGGGCUGGUGGAAUCAUGUGCAUUGUUGCUAGAUGAGAUGAUGAGGGAUGGGAUCCAGCCUAAUGUUGUCACCUACAAUUCGAUCAUCAAUGCCUUUGGUCAAACAGAAACUGUUGAUUAUGCUGAAGCUCAGAUUGAAUCCUCCAAUUCACUAACUUAUACUAAUGGUAAGAUGGUUGUUAAGGAAGAUGACCGAAUCAUUGAAGUUUUUAAGCAGUUGGCUUGUGGUAAAUCGGGAAAUCUGAAGCAAGACCAGAGGACAAGAAAGGACUUCCGGUGUGUGUUAGGUAUUUUCCGCAAGAUGCAUGAGAUGAAAAUAAAGCCGAAUGUUGUUACUUUCUCAGCAAUCCUAAAUGCUUGCAGCCGGUGCAACUCAUUCGAGGAAGCUUCGUUGCUGCUGGAGGAACUGCGGCUUUUUGAUAAUCAAGUUUAUGGAGUGGCAUAUGGACUCCUAAUGGGUCACAACGAGCACACUUGGUCCCAAGCUUUAUCGCUCUUUGAUGAGGUGAAGCGGAUGGAUUCCUCAACGGCUUCGGCUUUUUACAAUGCUUUGACUGACAUGCUGUGGCACUUUGGCCAGAAACGGGGCGCUCAGCUCGUUGUUCUUGAAGGUAAACGUCGAGAGGUUUGGGAAAACACCUGGACGCAGUCCUGCAUUGAUCUGCAUCUCAUGUCCUCAGGUGCUGCACGAGCAAUGGUCCAUGCCUGGUUGCUCAACAUACGCUCAACUGUGUUCGAAGGCCACGAGCUGCCAAAGCUGCUAAGCAUACUAACUGGAUGGGGCAAGCACAGCAAGGUGGUGGGCGAUGGAGCACUCAAGCGCGCGAUAGAGGCGCUGCUGGUGAGCAUAGGGGCGCCGUUUCAGGUGGCCAAGUGCAACAUCGGGAGGUUCGUAUCGACAGGGGCAGUGGUGACAGCGUGGCUGAGGGAGUCCGGCACGCUCGAGGUGCUCGUCCUUGAAGACGACAGAACUCUCCCACGCACGAGAUUUGGGCUUCUUCCUAACUUGCAACCUUUGCCAUUGUAGCACUUGUUUCGUGUAUGAAUGAAAAUGGCCCAAACUUAGGUCGUGUGUAAUUUGUGUAACCAUGAACCUCUCCCUCUCUCAAUUUUGUAAUAUAUGUUGAACUUCACUUCUGGGAAAUAGUAGAGUGAGCGAGGUUCUGCAUUGUGUUUAAAAUCUUGGUCGAAAAUUAUUAUUCUGGAAUUUUAUCA